AUGACCAAGGCACCCCGUUCUCAAUUCAUAGAGCGCCUGUGGGAGUAAGUCCAAAUGCAUUGCUUUUCAGAGUUCUUCACAUCUCGGUCUGCUGAUUUUGUCGCGCCUCGGCGAUCUGCGCUCCACAGCUUGCUCGACAAUCCGCACGACGCUGACUCGCUUCGAUGGAUUAGCAACAGCGCGUUCGAGAUCACCUGCGACGAAGAGCGGGCUCGAGUCGCGCUCUCACCCAAGUGGGAAUUUCGUUCGUAAGUCCUACAUUACCUUUUUCUAUUUCUUUCGCCGCUCGAGGUGGACGUCUACACCUCGCGAUCGCGAUGAAACGCGCCUGCGACCGCGCCAUCAGCGACGACGACCACCACUCGGGCGCACUAGCUCGGCCGCCGCGGUGCCGACUGCUCCGUGGGGAAGAUCCGCCGCGCCAAGCCGAGAGCGAACUCGGUGUUCGAGGGGCCAGGUGGCGACCAUCGCUUCAAUUCAGCCGUGCUUUGUCGAUGACGAGACACACGUCCGGCACGCUGGGCAGUGCUUCACCCUCGGGUCUCAACUCAGUCGCUCCGUGCUGCCACCCUAUCUCGCUUUACAACCUCCGACGCGCCGAAGCGACCUCCGAGCCGAUUUGUGUGCUGCUGCUGACCUGCCGCCGAGUGCCUGCGCUGCCGAACCUUAAUUUUCGAUCUCGCCUCUCUUCUGCGCCGAAUUCGCAAUUUUUAAUGACACCUUGAAUUUGGGUUCGCCAUGCACGCCCCUACAGGCUCAGCAGCUUCAUACGGCAAUUAAGCUAUUACAACUUCACGUGAGUAUCAAUUCUGGCUCAGUCCUCGAUUUGCAACAUGUUUCGUCCACAUCGACCAACGGCAUGCCCGGAGAUGGUGCGUGCAGGGGCAGGCUCGCUUCGGUGCCUUCCGCCGCUGCCGCAAGGCGCGUCCCCGUCCGAGGGCUCCGUAACAUUUCGCUUCAAGUUGAGCAGGCCUGGCCGCUGCCUUAUCGAGGGCAUUGUCCUGUUUGCUCGGGACAGAGCUUUCCUCGUCGAGGUCGAUAUGCGCCGUCUUUGCCUCGGCGACCUGUCGCACUCUGAUGGCUGCUUGGUGCCUUGUACAGGCGCGUCCCGCCGUAAUUAGGGGCUUCAUCCCCAUACCGAGCCGCGUCGCCCUGGUUCCCAGUCGGCUGUGCGGACCCUAUCCUCUAGAAGAAUGUCACUGACCUAUACUUUUGGGUUUUUUUUCUUUUCUUUUCGGGUAUUCGGUGCCCCCUUCACCUUUGUUCUUUCCUUGUUUCCCCUUUUCCCUCCCUCGUUGAGAAGGAGGCUCUCUGACCGCAGGCGAUCGGGGGAGAGGAAAGGCUCGAAUGCAGGCUUCGUUGUGUUCUCGUAAGCCAUCAAGAUGCCCCCCUGUUUUCUGCGAUGCCUCGUCAAUAUCGACUUGGCUAUGGCCUCGCUUCGGCCUGCGGGAUGACUAUGUAGCAUGCGGCGCCUUCGAAGCAUUAGCGACAAGACGCCCCCUCGUCGGGCUUGUUUCAUACGAGAUCAUGAGAUCGCGCGAUCGCUACCAGUCCUAUCGGAUUGACUGACCAGUGUAUCUUUCCUCCCACUCCCCACCGCCCCUAUUUCCACCGCCCAUGCACCCCAACAAUCACCUUUUCAUGGUUCAUGGUCGACGAACAUUCUCUCGACCCUCACGAUAGCCAUCCUUCCGGGUACUUCACUCGGCAGGACAAAUCUCGACUGCAUCUCAUCACUCGCAAGGCGAGGAACCGGCCGGAAAGUCGCAAUUCAACCAGCGCCCAAGGCCAAGGCUCUUCCUCUCAUUCGCCUCCUAGUUCCGGCAAAGCGACCGGAUCAGCGGAUAGAAUGCCGUCUUUCGAAGGCUUUGUGCCGCCCUCAUUCGAGCCGCAGUAUGGAGAAGAGCGACGCGCGUUGCUUCCGUCUUUGCUCACAUCGUCGAUUACCUCGCCCACCAAUCUGAAUCGACCGCUGCGCCUCCCUUCCUACCCGACCGCGCAGCCGGCAGAACCAGCCCAAUACCUGUUCGCCAAGAGCUACACACCAACCAUCGAUGGCGGGCAAAAUCUGUCUUUGCCGACCCAAGGCUCGUCAUCGCAAGGUCGACGUGACGCAUGCUCGGUGUCAACUCCCACCCUGAGAUCCCACAGCGUCAGCGAUCAAAGGUUCGGCGCCAGCAGCCUCCCGUCGCCCACGGAGGGUGACGAAUACGAGGACUGCCUUACAAGCCCUCAGCAGCGCUACAACCUCAGCAUCAGCUUGCCCCGCACGUCUACCUCGUCGACCUCUUCGACGGCCGAGUACCAGUCGCCCUCGGCCUCCGCUUAUCCGACCCCGGCCACAACCUACCCGCCCUAUCAUUCUGGCUCGUCGAGUAUCAGUGGAUCGUUCUCGCACGCCUCAGGUUCAUCGAAUCAAGAUCCUUCACUGUUGUACAAUGACCUGCACACUACGAGGACUCUUCCGUCGGGCCUUGUCGCACCGUUCGAGCAUGCCCAGCCUCCAAAUGGCCUCGCCUGGUCGUCGCCCAUCGCUUCGCCGGUGUACACUUCAUACAUGCCCCAGGGUCCCGAACAAGACCCGCUACAGCACCAACAGCAGCAGCAGCAGCGUCGGCAAUCUCAGCCGACGGAAUACGUAGCCUAUUCGCAACUUGUCCCACCCAAGUCCGGUUCCUUCUUGUACUCGUUGCCGGACGCCCACCAUGCGAACAUGCCCUCGGCAUCAGCUUCGCACCAGCACUACUAUGCACAACCAGUGCCCGAACCCCCUGAAAACACGCAGAGGACGUCGCACACCUAUUCGGCCGAGAAUCGUCGCGGCGGGGAAAUUCUUCAUGAUACCAUCGGUCCCGUGCCCUCGGCUAUGGGUCGGACCGCAACCGUAGACUCGGCGGGCCCCUUUCUUCCGCGCGAAUGCGCGAUGGCUCCUUCGCGCGAAAGCGCUGCAUACGGCAACUGGCCGGUCAAUGCCCAGUUUGUCGGGUCUUCUUAUCAUUAUCCUACCCAGUGA
Messenger RNA from Microbotryum saponariae, 3013 nucleotides. The record is from the annotation of a GenBank genome assembly. Lineage: Eukaryota; Fungi; Basidiomycota; Microbotryomycetes; Microbotryales; Microbotryaceae.